AUGGAUCAUAUCAGUAUCAUCACCAAGCGCGCCGCGGAGAGGGAGUGCAAUGCCGACGGGCAGCCGCCCGCGCCGGCGCCGCUGCUCGACUCGCCGCUCCCCACGCCGCGGCGGUCGUGCGCCUCGGUCGACGCGUCCCGCCUGCGCUGCCGCCGCGGCGCGUCGCCGCUACGGACGCAUGUGCCGUUCUCCUGGGAGAGCUCCCCCGGCGUGCCCAAGAACAACAGCGCGUGCGGCAGGGAUACGCACAAGAAGGCGCCGGCGCCGAUGCCGCCGCCGAGGCCGCCGCCCGGGCGCCCGCAGCCGUGCCUCGCCAGGAACAGCUACUACGGCAACACGAGCGAGGCGAGCAGCGACGACGACGACAGGUCCUUCUCCGACGCGCUGGACAGGAUCUCCUCGCCCGAGCGGACCGGCUCGUUCGACCGGGUCACGUCGAAGCGCUUCGAGGACAUCUUUGUCGGCCGCGCCACGAGCUUCGCCAAGGACCGGGCCCGCCACCCUGCCGCGGAAGCCGCCGACUUCUCGGCCUCGGGCAGGCAUCCAAGGCAGCCGCGUCGGGGCAGCACGCGCCGCGGCCACGACGGAGAGGACCGCCGGUGGACGCCUAGGCUGCUCAACGACAACGUCCCCAUGCAGCUGAUGCAGCGGAUCAGGAUGGACGCGGAGGCCGAGGAGAGGACCCCAAGAGCCUGCGGGCUCAUGGUGUUCUUCCCCUGGAGCGCAAAGCCAGCGGUGUGCGCGUUCAGGGGGAGCCUCGCGCCGGCGGCCAACUCCCCUUCACCGCGAUCCCACAGCCGCAGGAUCACCACCACCACCACACUACGUGACGUCAUAAAGGAAGAUAACGAAGCCACCGGCGGCGACUUGCUGCAGCCGCGUGGCGAGAAGAAGAGGGGCCGUGAGGACGUGCAGCCGAGCCGCGGAUGGGGCGUGUCGUCGUUGCUGGACACGAGCAAGAAGUACUGCACCGAUGCCCGGAAGGCUCUGAGCAAGCUCUCCAUCGGGCUCGGAGCGGACAGCGGCAGCCCGAGGGUUAGCAGCGAGAGGAGGGGCGGCAGGCUGCACGACGGUUUCUCAUCAACGCCGGCGACGCCCGCGAAGCUGACGCCGCAGCUGAAGGCUAGCAGGAACUGAUGCGUCUUGACAGCAGAAAUUAUCUGCACAUAUAUAUAUGCUGAAUACGCAUUCGAUGCUCUGAUCUCCUGACAGCUAGAAUAAACGUCUAAUGCCAUGAUAUUUAUACUCCCCAUUCGAUCUUGUGGUACUUGUUCUUACUGUUUUGUUGUAAUCGUGUGAAGGAACUGUCGUUGUAGCCUGUACCCUGCAGUGCAAUGU
Messenger RNA from Panicum hallii, 1338 nucleotides. RefSeq lists its product as uncharacterized. The coding region runs from base 1 to 1137 and encodes 378 amino acids. The transcript has a single exon. NCBI's taxonomy places the organism in Eukaryota, Viridiplantae, Streptophyta, Magnoliopsida, Poales, Poaceae. The record is from RefSeq and is a predicted model, not a curated record.